Elgaria multicarinata webbii is the source of this 3231-nucleotide messenger RNA. RefSeq names its product small ArfGAP2 (gene SMAP2). Gene Ontology annotation, cellular component: cytoplasm. The coding region runs from base 853 to 2121 and encodes 422 amino acids. The transcript has 10 exons. The record is from RefSeq and is a predicted model, not a curated record. Lineage: Eukaryota; Metazoa; Chordata; Lepidosauria; Squamata; Anguidae. Gene Ontology annotation, molecular function: GTPase activator activity.
GUUUUAGCGGCAGGGGGCUUUUUCUCUUCCUCCCUGGACUUGGCUUUCAGCGGGGAAGCCCCCUCCCCUCAAUUUGGGGGUGCGUGUGGGUGAAGUGAGGGGGUGCUGGAGAGGCACGCGGCUGCGCCUGGGCCCCCCCUCUCGUGCCUGUGUGCUAGGGAAGGGGGGAAGCCCCUUUAAGAGGAGGGGGCUCGGCUGUGGUUUGGGGCGACUGGAGACCCGCCCCGCCCCGCGUGGCCUUGGGCUGCCUUCCGGCCCUUCUCUCUUCCCGGGGUUUUGGCCCUUCUCUCUUCCCGGGGUUUUGGCGCGCCUGGUUCUGGGGAGCCCAGCCGGUGGGACUGGCUGCACAGGGGCUCAGGAGUUGCAAACUGAGCUGCUGGUGGUGGUGGUCGUGGUGGAGGAGCUUUGGCUUCGCUGGUGUCGUGGGAGGGGGCUCGCCCGAGCUCGGGCCUGGGAGCGUCAGUCGCCCUUUUGUCGCGUGUGGCCCGUGAGUGCGUUUCCGGGGCAUGACUUCAAGCGGGGGGGAGGCCUGUGCAGGUGUUGAACACGCGGCGUGUGUCAGUUGGGGUGCGGUGCGGGAGGGGGGGCUUAGCUGAGCGUUACGGAAGGCCGCUUGGGCAAGGAGAAAGGGAGCAAGCGUCGUCGGGAGCCCAGGGACGGCUUAGCUCUCGCUAGGGUCGUGGUGAUGUGGUCUGGCAGCUGAACUUUUGGGCGCGGGGCACUUCUAUCAGAAGGGUGACAGCCCGGAGAGGCCUGCUCAAGAAAACUAGGGAAGGAAAGUGCGUCUCUCCCUUAAAACCACCCCUUCCCCCCCCCCCUUCCUCGCUCCUGCGGAGCCAUCUCUUAUCUGCAAUGACAGGCAAAUCGGUCCGGGAUGUGGACAGGUAUCAGGCUGUCCUUGCCAACCUGCUGCUAGAAGAGGAGAACAAAUACUGUGCAGACUGUCAGGCUAAAGGGCCAAGAUGGGCCUCCUGGAAUAUUGGCGUGUUUAUCUGCAUCCGCUGUGCCGGAAUACACAGGAAUCUGGGCGUUCACAUAUCCCGAGUAAAAUCUGUCAACCUGGACCAAUGGACGCAAGAGCAGAUACAGUGCAUGCAGGAGAUGGGAAAUGGCAAAGCGAAUCGCCUCUAUGAAGCUUACCUUCCGGAGAAUUUCAGGCGACCUCAGACGGACCAAGCGGUGGAGGGCUUUAUCAGGGACAAAUACGAAAAGAAGAAGUACCUGGACAGAAGUCUCGACGUCAACGUGCUGCGGAGAGAAAAAGAUGACAAAUGGAAAAAGGAGGCAGCCUCUGAAAAAAAACUGGAACCAAUUAUUUUCGAGAAAGUGAAAAUGCCUCAGAAGAAAGAUGACUCUCAGACCAGAAAAAGUCCUUCUAGAUCUUCUGAACCUGUUAUGGACCUGCUGGGACUAGAUGUUCCUGUCUCAACUGCCCUCCCCAACGGCAGAUCCAGUAGCUGCUUAGAGAAGGACCUGGACCUAUUUGGCUCUAUGGGCUCUGACAGGAAGGUUGUUGGCUCAAUGCCCACAGCUGGAAGUGCUGGAUCUGUUCCCGAAAACCUGAACCUUUUCCCUGAGCCUGGAAGCAAGGGCGAAGAGGUGGGGAAGAAGCAACUCUCUAAGGAUUCUAUCCUCUCCUUGUAUGGCUCCCAGACACCACAAAUACCUGCACAAGGAGCUGUCUUCAUAGCCCCAACCCAGAUGGGGUACCCGGCAGCAUACCCCAGCUUCCCAGGCAUGGCACCACCCAGCGGCAUGAUGGGCGGCAUGAUGGCACCACCGGUUGGGGUGAUGGCACAGCCGGGAGCAGCUGGCAUGGUGGCCCCCAUGGCAAUCCCAGCGGGUUAUGUAGGCGGCAUGCAGACGGCUGUCAUCGGAGUUCCCAACGGGAUGAUGGCACCGCAGCAGGCCGGGUAUGUGGCGGGCAUGGCCCCCGUCCCUCCGCCUGUGUAUGGUGUGCAACCAGCCCAGCAGCUGCAGUGGAAUAUUGCUCAGAUGACGCAGCAGAUGGCUGGCAUGAACUUCUACGGCACAAAUGGGAUGAUGGGGUAUGGACAGUCCAUGGGCAGAGGAGGAACUCAAGGAAGCAACCAAACCCUCAGUUCUCAGGUGUGGAAAUAGCGCACCCGGACUCGGACCAUUUCCACCUUUCUUGCUUCUCUUCUCUUGUGUUUUUGCUUUUUGUUUUUUGUUCCUGUAUUAAAAGUUGCUCCCUGAGGUUAUUUUAAGGUUUCAAUUUCCUUUGUGGGGGUCUCGGCCAGACCUUCCUUGUAUGUAACGGAGACACACACACACCCCCGCUGCCACUUCCCCACUCCACAUCCAAGACACAAAUGGAGUUGGAGUCUUCACUAUCUUGGCUCACUAAAAUAUGCACACUUUGCAGCGGGUGGGGGUGGGGGGGCAAUGUGAGGUGGCAGCUGGGCUUUCUGGUGGGAUUUAGCCAUAACAAAUAGGCCUUGUCCUGGGCCUUUGGAAAGGGUUGUGAUGGCUGAGGUAACUCUUGACUUCACAUCUUGAGUCAUAGCUACAACUGAAGGAACUCUAUUUUUUUUUUUUACCCAUUAGAACAGAAAAUACUGAAAAUAUGAGUUCUCACCUGAUGUUAGGUAGGUUUUCUUCCUUUCUUCCCCCACCCUUUUCUUUUCACUGACACAUCCUAUUCUUUUAUUCCUGUGGAGGUUUCCAGAAUUAGUUCCAUCUUUCAUGAGCUUGAAAUCUUCUUCCCUUGGAGAUGGUGGGAUUCCCACAAGACUGGAGCACAAAUUCUUGUAUUCUGGAACUGGGGUGAGGUGGAGAUUCCGCCUCUUAGGAGCAACCGCUGCUUCUGUCUAACCUGUGGUGUUGACAUGUUUAAACAAGCCUUCCUCUUCUUCUCCUCUCUCCCCCCGCCUUUUUUCUUUCUUUCACAUUUAAUGACCUAGUUGAUCAAGAGCCAAGAUUCUGUGGCAAGUUUUUCCUUGCACUUUUUUGCACUUUUUUCUGUGUACUUCCCCCUCCUCCACGCACAUGCGUGCACACUUGCCAGCAUGAAGGUUUUAGUGGUGGAGAACAAAUCACAGGACCGGGGCAGCCUGGCUCUCUUUCCUCGUUUCCGCCACUUCACGGGAAAGAAUAUCCCACCUGCCGUUUUGAAAGACUUUGUCAGCAUACAUGAAAGCUGGGCAUCUACUGUCUACUUUACCUUGUGUAUAUGUAAAUUCCUUAAUAAAACUAUUGCAGUGAAACAUU